Molecule: messenger RNA, 1879 nt
Organism: Paraphaeosphaeria sporulosa
Lineage: Eukaryota; Fungi; Ascomycota; Dothideomycetes; Pleosporales; Didymosphaeriaceae
Exons: 4
Coding region: 106-1752 (548 amino acids)
Cellular component (GO): cytoplasm
Molecular function (GO): 2 iron, 2 sulfur cluster binding; oxidoreductase activity, acting on NAD(P)H; flavin adenine dinucleotide binding
Source: RefSeq, a predicted model, not a curated record
AUGCAGUCGGUACGCUUACUUUCACCAUUCCGAAGCUCCUCCAGGCUCCACACAACAUUACGACCUCUUUGCAGAACAGCUACGUACAACACAACAAGCAGAUCGAUGGCGCAAGAAUUCAAGGUCAAGGGGCUUUCUUCUCUGGACCUGAAGAACGGAGAUAAGCAAGAGGUGGAGAUAGAGGGUGUCGAAGGCGGGAAGGCUUUGAUACUCAAGAUCCAGGACAAAAUACAUGCCACCAGCGCAAAUUGCACUCAUUACGGUGCGCCUCUGGCAAAGGGUGUACUUACACCGGAAGGAAGACUGACAUGUCCCUGGCACGGUGCUUGUUUCAAUGUCUCCACGGGUGACGUUGAAGAUGCACCCGCACUUGACCCGCUCUCCAAGUACGAAGUGUUCGAGAAGGGCGGUGCUGUCUACAUCAAGGCCGACAAAGACACCAUCAAAGCGAACAGGAGAUCCUUGAACCUCAAGUGCUCGGCAUCGAAUGACCAGAAGGUAUUGGUUAUCGGAGGCGGCUCCGGAACCCUCGGCGCGAUCGAAGGUCUGCGUGGAGGAGGAUUCAAGGGCGCCAUCACGGUACUAUCAAAGGAGGGUUACCGCCCUAUCGACCGUACCAAGUUGUCCAAAGCAUUGCUUGCAGACCUGUCCAAGGCCGCAUGGAGACAACCUGACUUUUACAAAGAUGCUUCGAUCAACAUUGUAGAGGCAGAGGUGAACAAUGUGGACUUCUCCGCAAAGAAGGUGUCCACUAAAGGCGGAGAAACAUACGAGUACACCAAGCUGGUGCUGGCAACUGGAGGAACUCCCCGAUGGCUACCAUUGGAGGGCUUGAAAGGGGAUCUGGGUAAUGUGUUCAUUCUACGGGCAUUACCCGAUGCGCAGAACAUCGUAAAGGCUGUUGGUGACAAUGGCAAGAAGGUUGUUGUCGUGGGUAGUUCUUUCAUCGGCAUGGAAGUGGGCAACUGCCUGGCCGGGAUGAAGAACGACGUUACAAUCAUCGGCAUGGAAGAAGCCCCGAUGGAACGCGUCAUGGGCAAAAAGGUCGGCAAGAUAUUCCAAGGCCUUCUCGAGAAGAACGGGGUCAAAUUCAAGAUGGGAGCUAGUGUCGACAAGGCCACGCCCUCGAAGAACGAUUCAUCAAGGGUAGGGGCCGUCCAUCUAAAGGAUGGUACCAUUCUCGAAGCCGAUAUCGUGAUAGAGGGUGUUGGCGUUGCACCGGCCACAGAGUACCUCAAGGAGAACUCAGCAGUGCAGCUGGAGAAGGAUGGCUCGAUAUCAACCAAUGAGGCAUUCGAGGUCAAGGGCUUGAAGGAUGUCUUCGCCAUUGGUGACAUCGCAACCUACCCUUACCACGGACCUGGCGGUAACGGUACCCCAGUUCGCAUUGAGCACUGGAAUGUUGCACAGAACGCCGGUCGAUCUGUAGCCAACACCAUCAACAACCCAGGCUCGAAGCCCAAGCCGUUCAUUCCCGUUUUCUGGUCAGCUCUGGGCUCCCAGUUGAGGUACUGCGGAAACACAGUUGCUGGUUAUGAUGACGUGGUUAUUUCCGGAGACAUAAAGCAACCUUCUUUUGUAGCUUACUACACCAAAGGCGAAGAAGUGGUUGCCGUCUCCUCCAUGGGCAAGGAUCCAUACAUGACCCAAGCCGCAGAGCUGAUGCGAAGAAAUAAGAUGCCCAAAAAGAGCGAGCUCCAGAAGGGUGUCGAUAUCCUCGAGAUCGGCAUCCCCUCCGAGAUCAAGAUCUAGAAGCACAUUGUUCCUACCAGGAUGGUUUGGCAACAAGCAGGGCCGUCGCCUCGGGAGAAGGAGCUUUGCUUCUUUGCAGAAAAGGGGGGUUCAAUGCGAUAUAGAUUUCAUGACGUCAAUCCUCAAU